Molecule: messenger RNA, 498 nt
Organism: Bombyx mandarina (wild silkworm)
Lineage: Eukaryota; Metazoa; Arthropoda; Insecta; Lepidoptera; Bombycidae
Source: RefSeq, a predicted model, not a curated record
AUGAAUGGUACGCUCCUAUGCACAUUAUUCAUUUUGAUAUUAUCCGCACGAUGUCCAAUUUCGAGUCGAUUGUUGAAUAUAAUUUUUGUUAAUACAAGAUUUGAUACAAACUUCAUGACUGGUGUUAGAUUUACUGGUAGAAAUACUACGUUAUAUUCAAAAGACGAAGACAGGCCAAGAAACGGUGAGAAUUCUGAAGAAAAUAAAGAGAACGUCAAUAAUAAAGGUACUAGUAACGAAAGUGAUGAUAUUGGUAAACCAAAUACCACAGAAUCUGUUGAAGAAGUAGAAAACAAAACCGAUAAUGGAACGCAGCCUCGAAGUCGUAUAGAAACAUAUGAUGAAUUCAUUCGUUUUAGAGAUUCCAGCAGACCUCCCGACAGUCAUUACCCCCCGGGACCGGGAAUCGGUGUGAAGAGAUCUGGAUCCUCCAAAAUUGAGGGGAAUUCUCUGAGCGCCGUCUCGAUUUUAAUUUGCGUGCUCCGAGUUUCAUUAUAG